CCCGCCCACGCUCUUUUUGUUCUCCCACCUUUUCCUUUUGUUCCUCCCCCUCUUGACCACUCCUCCCCUCCCCACCACCACCAUUGCCCGAGUGAGAUCUCCUCCCUUUAAGUACACACAGAGAGAGAGAGACGUACUAUAUCCAAGCUAUAUUGCUCCUCGGUCUUGUAGGGUUGGUUCUUGGCAUUUGGCUCGAGGACUGGAUGCAAACAGGCAGUUGAUGCUUCUUGGCAGCUGCAGGGAGGUGGUACUACUAAAAAACGUGAUGCGUCUUCAGGGGGGUCACAUGCGCAUGGCGAACAGAUAAGGAAGGGCACGGUGAACUCAGCCGUGUUUGGUGCCCGCAUUUCCCCUGCCUAGGCGGUGGAGCUAGCACAACUGAAGAACCGAGCCAAGAUCACGGGAAGAGCUGUGCGAGCGAGCGAUCGGUCGGCUAGCUCGAUCGCCAUGAGCAGCUUCGCGGGGCAGCAGUCAAGGCCGUGGACGGGGGACGCCGCCGCCGCCACCCCGUCGGGCGACGCGCGGGACGACGGCGCCUCCUCCAUGAAGGACCUCGGGUCCUCCACCAACGCCAGCGCCAUCUCAUUCGGCUUCGCCGCCACCGCCAUCCUCGUCGCCAUGUUCCUCCUCAUGGCCAUCUUCGAGCACCUCAUCAAGCCCGGCUGGGCGGCCUCCCGGGGCUCCCGCGACGACGGCGACGGCGACGCCCACGGGCGCCGCGCCCAGCCGUCGCACUCGCACCCCGGCCGGCACCCGCGCGACCAAGGCUCGCCGGAGAAGCUCGCGCCUCCGCCCAAGAUGGAGGCCGUGGCGGCGGCGCCGGACCUGACGGUGGUGAUGCCGGGGCAGCGGUACCCGACGUUCCUGGCGCAGCCGGCGCCCCUCCUGCUUCCUUGCACGAGAGAAGGCGUGCGUUGGCCGCCGCACCAUGACCAUCGCCGCUCCUUUCUGCCGCCAUGACUGUCUUCGGCGCGGAUACGUGCGUGCCUAUCAUGUUUGCCUGUAAUCUGUAUAGAGCUAGAGCGAGGGUAUGGUGAGAAACGCCGGAGCUGCUGGUAUGUGCGCGAUGGAAAAUGCUGGACUGAUGGUAGAUGAGCAGCAUUCAAUUCAUGUAUAGUUAGGCCCUGUUCGGAGGUACUCCGCUCCCGAGCUCCACUUCCGGAGCAGGUGGAGUCGUAGUUGAAAUUUGUGGAGCGGCGGUUUACCAGCUCCACAACUCUCAGGAUUUCUAGGAGCUGGGAGGUUUCCGAACAACCCCUUAGUCUCGCCUCUGGGUCGAAUGCCGUUCUUCAUGUUAUGAUCUUCCAUCUGGAUGAGUGGCAUUCUUCUAAUCUGA
Molecule: messenger RNA, 1336 nt
Organism: Triticum aestivum (bread wheat)
Lineage: Eukaryota; Viridiplantae; Streptophyta; Magnoliopsida; Poales; Poaceae
Source: RefSeq, a predicted model, not a curated record